Pyrus x bretschneideri (Chinese white pear) is the source of this 2262-nucleotide messenger RNA. RefSeq names its product probable WRKY transcription factor 31. Gene Ontology annotation, molecular function: DNA-binding transcription factor activity; sequence-specific DNA binding. The transcript has 5 exons. Gene Ontology annotation, biological process: regulation of DNA-templated transcription. The record is from RefSeq and is a predicted model, not a curated record. Bases 1 to 1872 code for a protein of 623 amino acids. NCBI's taxonomy places the organism in Eukaryota, Viridiplantae, Streptophyta, Magnoliopsida, Rosales, Rosaceae.
AUGGCCAAAGGAAGUGGACUCUCCAUUGAUUCAGAUCCAUUUUCCUUCUCUCUCCACAACCCUAUAGUCCUCAACUCCUUCCAGGAAGACCAAUAUAACCACCACCUCCCACCACUCUCCACCACCAAAAAACAACUUCACCACCACCACUCAUCACUCAUGCUCAUGGACAACUCGACCGCUAUUCGCCGCCGAUCUCCUACGCCCCCUCCUCCCACGACUAUCCAGUUCGCAGUCAACCUCAACCGCUCCAACGACGACGAUGUUCAGCACUCUCCUGACUCACCACCACCCUCCAACGAGCAACGCAAAGUCAUCGACGAGCGGGACUUCUUCGCCGAUAGCAAGAACCACCUCGAAAAGUCCGUCGGCUCCGACUACCCUGCCGAUAAAAUGGACUUACAUGGCCCCACAGACAUGGAAUUCAACGUAAAUACUGGAUUGAAUCUUCUGCUUACAAACACUAGUUCUGACCAUUCAGUGGCGGAAGAUGGUAUUCCAUCAAACAUAGAGGAUAAAAGAGCUAAAAGUGAGCUCGCUGUUCUUCAAGCUGAGCUCCAGCGGAUAAACGUGGAGAAUCAACGGUUGAGGGGGAUGCUUAAUCAGGUGACCACCAAUUACAAUGCUCUUCAGGUGCAGUUGCUGAAUUUGAUGCAAAGCCAGAAGGCUGAUCAGAACAGUAGUGGUGCCGAAGGCCAUCGAGUGGCGUUGGAAGAAAAGAAGCUUAUGAAUGGAAAUGGAUCAUCACUAGUGGUGCCGAGGCAGUUCAUGGAUCUUGGGUUGGCUGCUAAAAAUGGUGAUGCUGAUGAGCAUUCACAGUCUUCGUCUGAUGAACGAAGUCGUGGCGAACGGUCUGGCUCGCUUGGAGAUAAUGUGAAGGCUGCAGGGCACAGUGAUGACCAAGGGAUCGGUUUUGAUCACGAAAAGAAGGAUUUCGGGAAACGAAUUGGGAGAGAAGAGAGCCCAGAUCAGCCGUCACAGAGUUGGGGGCCUAACAAAGUUCCGAGGCUCAGUUCUCCGAAAGAGGUUGAUCAAACUGAGGCUACAAUGAGGAAGGCUCGGGUCUCGGUUAGAGCUCGAUCCGAGGCGCCUAUGAUCACUGAUGGAUGUCAAUGGCGAAAGUAUGGGCAAAAGAUGGCAAAAGGAAACCCUUGUCCUCGUGCUUAUUAUCGAUGCACCAUGGCUGCUGGUUGCCCCGUUCGAAAACAAGUACAAAGAUGUGCAGAAGAUAGGACAAUCCUAAUCACUACAUAUGAAGGCAAUCACAACCACCCAUUGCCUCCGGCAGCAAUGGCAAUGGCAUCGACUACAUCAUCCGCGGCGCGGAUGUUGCUCUCAGGGGCUAUGCCGAGUGCCGACAGCCUAAUGGACUCAAACUUCCUCAGCAGGACAAUCCUCCCAUACUCCACUAGCAUGGCCACCAUCUCCGCCUCAGCGCCAUUCCCUACUGUUACAUUGGACUUAACACAGUCACCGAACCCUUUACAACAAUUCCAAAGGCCACCAGGCCAAUUCAACAUUCCAUUCCCAAACCCUAAUCAGAAUUUCACCAGUGGCCCUUCCUCAUUGCUGCCUCAAAUUUUUAGUCAGGCGCUAUACAACCAGUCCAAAUUCUCUGGCCUCCAAAUGUCACAGGAUACAGACCGUGCGGCCGUCCAAUUAGGUCACCAGUCGCAACCCGGACAGCAGCAGGGCUCACUGGCCGAUCUUACUGCCGUCACCGCUGCCAUUGCAGCUGAUCCAAACUUCACUGCAGCCCUAGCAGCUGCCAUUACCUCUAUCAUUGGCAAUGCUCAUCCAAACAACAAUGUUGCCAACCCAGCAACCAACUCAAACAACAACAAUGUCAAUGCCACCAAGCAACAGCAGUAGCGAUUGCAAAAAUAAUCUUAGCAGUUCUAGUUUUUCAGGGAAUUAAAGCAUGCUUUAUUAUUAUUAGUUUUCGAUUAGGAUUAAUUACUUUUGUUUUGGGAUGGGAGAAAAAGAAAGUGAAAAUAUACAUGCUUUUCUUUUUUCUUGUAUUUUUUUUCUUUUUUUUGGGUGGAGGGGAUAAAUUGAUGAUAGAUAUUAUUUUCUUUGUCAUUUGGAAUAAUAUGUUCACAUUGUAUGUCAGUACAAAGUAACAUAAAAACGAAGAAAAAAACAAAGAAAGAGGAAAGAAUGCAAAUUGGUUCUUCCAUGUUUGUAUGCAUACGGAAAUGGAGAGAUUGAUGUUUUGGCACUCUCUCGUCUUAUAAUUAUUUAUGCCAAUGUUCUAUGUUU